Messenger RNA from Torulaspora delbrueckii, 915 nucleotides. RefSeq names its product thiosulfate sulfurtransferase (gene TUM1). Lineage: Eukaryota; Fungi; Ascomycota; Saccharomycetes; Saccharomycetales; Saccharomycetaceae. The transcript has a single exon. The record is from RefSeq and is a predicted model, not a curated record. The coding region runs from base 1 to 915 and encodes 304 amino acids. Gene Ontology annotation, biological process: transsulfuration. Gene Ontology annotation, molecular function: thiosulfate-cyanide sulfurtransferase activity. Gene Ontology annotation, cellular component: mitochondrion.
AUGGCCCUGUAUAAACUAAUUACUCCUAAGGCGUUUGUUGAGCUUCUGCACAAGGAGACCGCUCGAAGAGUCAUUCCAGUUGAUUCCACUUGGUAUUUGCCAAAUUUAAAGAGAGACGGUAAACAAGAGUUUUUGGAUAGAGAAAGGAUCGCCAAUGCAGUAUAUUUCGAUAUCGAUGAGGUAAACGAUAGUCAAUCUCCCUACCCGCACAUGGCACCCGAUUUGGCUACAUUCAAUCGGUCAAUGAGCCAAUUGGGUAUCAGAAAAGACGACAUUUUAGUCGUCUACGACACGAUUGGUAAUUUCAGUGCUCCAAGAUGUGCUUGGACCCUUACAACGUUUGGACACAAACCAGUUUAUCUAUUAAACAAUUAUGUCCUUUACAAACAACAGGGCUAUCCAGUUGAUACAUCCAAAAAGACGUCUUAUACACCUUACGAGGCAACGAGUUACGUAUCCGAUGUUGAUCUACGUCCUGAAGAAGUAGUUACUUAUGAGGAAAUGUUGAAUCUUGUAAAAAAGGGUGAACUAUCAAAGAAUUACAAUGUCUACGACGCUAGAGCACUACCAAGAUUUGAGGGGAAAGCUCCGGAACCUAGACCAAAUUUACCUUCAGGCCACAUUCCAGGUACUCAACCUCUUCCUUUUCCUGACGUCCUAGACUCGAACUCAAAAGCUUUCCCACAGGAUUCCAGCGAAAUGAAGCUAAAGCUCGAUGAAGCCUUUAAAAACCUAAAAGACACAUUUGACCCAACGAAACCGACAAUUGCAUUGUGUGGAACUGGCGUCUCUGGAUGUAUUAUCAAGAAAGCCCUCGAACAUUCGGGAAUCAGAAACGUGAGGCUUUACGAUGGUUCCUGGACCGAGUGGGCCAUGAGAUCUGAUCCAGCACUAUUGGCGAAGAAUAGAGAUUAG